Molecule: messenger RNA, 1005 nt
Organism: Ixodes scapularis (black-legged tick)
Lineage: Eukaryota; Metazoa; Arthropoda; Arachnida; Ixodida; Ixodidae
Exons: 1
Coding region: 1-921 (306 amino acids)
Molecular function (GO): nucleic acid binding; zinc ion binding
Source: RefSeq, a predicted model, not a curated record
AUGGCAUUGUUCCUGGCGGAGAUGUCGCGGCUCCUGCAGGAACAACGCCGUCCGCUACCACCCUUAGUUCCAACACCUCGGACGGGGACAUUGCGUUUACAUGCCGAGAUUCCGAAAUAUUCAGGCUACGCAGAUAGAAAAUCGGUUGCUGAUUUUCUUGACGAAUUGCGUGAAUACCAGGCGGUGUCUGAAAUGUCUGAGGUUGAACUUCUAUCACGCGUACUGCCGAUCGCCCUCACGGGAAGCGCCGCGACAUGGCGUCGGAGACAAUCACCCUUCUCGACGCUACAAGACUUUUCGGAGCAGUUCAAAAAUGAAUUUCUGCCUCCCGAUUACGGCGCGCGAAUGCUCGAUGAGCUUAGGGCGCGCACUCAGCACCGCGACGAGUCCCUAGUCGAGUUUGUUCGGGCGCUCCAAACUCUCUAUGACAGGGCUGACCCUAGUGCGUCCGACUCAGACAAAGUGUCGCGGGCUAUCCGGCAAAGCCACCCGCAGUUUCAUCCCUACCUGCGUGGGCGGGUGUUCCGGAGUUUGGACGAGUUGGCCCAAGCAGCCCACCAGAUCCAGGCGGACAUCCUGGCCGAACUAAGAUAUCGGCCUCCUCCACCGCCGGAGGCUUGCCUGGAACCGUCCUGCGCUUGGACAGGCACGACCAGGCAAUCCAUGGACGAGCAUGGGUCACGGCCAGUUCUCCCCGGAAGGGUACCCCGAGCGCUGGACCCUUACACCCACGGACUGGGCGAUGGUGCUCAAGUCCGCGAGCAUGGCCGCCAAUACCAAGCCCCAUCCAGAGAGCGAUACCCAAGGGCCACCUCAGCUACUCUCCGCUGCUUCCGGUGCGGAAGUCUCGGCCACUUUCGCCGGGACUGCACCCGGCGGGUUUCAAACGACAAUUCGGGAAACGAGGUAGGCCGCCGAUAGCAGGGCCCUGUCUGUCGGUGGCUUCUCCUUGUUACAGGCCCUCGGUCACCCCACCGUCUCGGUUCUUCAGCAGUCUCGGCCCAG